This is a messenger RNA of Procambarus clarkii (red swamp crayfish), 1679 nucleotides long. The record is from RefSeq and is a predicted model, not a curated record. Lineage: Eukaryota; Metazoa; Arthropoda; Malacostraca; Decapoda; Cambaridae.
CUAGUCAUCGAGUUACACAAGCAGAUAAGACCCGUUCCAGGAAGGGUUACGAGUGGCUGGCUUGGUGCUAAGGACGGUGACGACGGGUGAAGCACUGACAAGGACAGUACCGGUGACAGUAGCCCAAGUUACUGUCCAACAGCAACAACUGCAUGGUUAUUCCCCACCGCCUGGCUCUCCUUCACCCCCACCUGUAACUACCAACCGGUUCGUGGCUCUCCCCACACACACCUGUCAAGACAAUAGGUGUCAUUCUGCAGGUACAAGUACGCUCCACCUGUCUUACCUCCACACAAAACACUAAUAUUCUCCCUCCAGCACCGUCGCCUGACAUUUCCUUCCCGAGUAUUGGCAAGACAUAUGUCUGCGACCGUAACUGGUUCUCACGGAGCAGUUCCUGAUACCACCGCAUAAAACAGCAUCGCUCUUUUUCUUUCCAGCAUCAUACCAAGAAGUUCGUUUGACAAGUUUUACCAGAAGGGUUCUGCAACUACCACCAGGGUCAGUACCACUACUACCACCAGCGUAGCCACCACCACACUCAAGGGACACCAUGCCAGCACCAGGACUUCACACCCUCUACCUGGUCUUAGCGGCACUCUCCGGUCUGACGCAGGGAGCACCAGUCACCCACGGCAUGAUCGCCUUCGACGAGCUAUCAUCCUAUUGGGAAGCAGACAUUUUGCCAGAUAAAUUUUUACCCAAGUUGGUGAUGGGUGACAACGCUCGCCUGUGGCCAGGCGGGAACCUCCUGUACAGGCUCGACUACGAUGUGGAGAACAACACUUACGUGACGGACAUCAUCAAGGCAGCCAUAGAGAAGAUCAACGAGGCGCGGUGUGUGAGUGUAACGGAGGUGGGUAAUCAGGCUGAGGAUUACGUCUCCGUGCAGCUGGGGCUGGACUUCUCGUCCCACGUGGGCAGGCAGGGCGGGGUCCAGGUCCUCACCGUGCCCAAAGACCAGAUUGACAUUGGCUCUACCAUGCACGUCUUACUGCACGCCCUCGGGUUCGGACACGAGCACAACCGGGAGGACAGGGACGACUACGUCACAGUCAACAUGACCAACGUCAAGGAGGCCGCCCGCAACUACUUCACCAAGUACACGUGGAGCAGCGGGUACGUGAGUGACGGCCUCAUGUACGACUACACCAGCAUUAUGCACUCCACCAACGUCCACGACAUAAAAGUCAACGUAGACAUUACCAAACCUGUCAUCUGGAGGAACGACGGUGGAGAAGAGUUGGGACAGAGGUCCAAAUUGACAGAUUUGGACAAGCAGCGCCUGCAGCUGGCUUACAGCUGCCACACCUGCGAGCUUCCUGGUCACGAUGGUUUGAUGUUCCGGUACCCUGGGGACUGCAAAAAGUUCUACCAGUGUUCUAACACCAUCACAUAUGUUAUGGACUGCCCAGCCGGACUUCACUUCAGCAUUCUUAAAAAUUAUUGUGACUAUCCAGUGCUCGCUAACUGCACCUCCGCUUUACAGUAAAGUGCAGGUGACUUCACAACCCGUUCUCCUGAAUAGCACAUAGCAUUUUGACAUAGAAUUUCCCUAAGGCCAAAAACUGGUGUACUAAUAAAGGCAGCGGCUCGCGAAAUUGACGUGAUGUCCCGAUGUGACGACUUAUACUGAAUUUUGUAGCUAGCUCAUCAAGAUUGUAACUUGCUUAGCUAAA